Molecule: messenger RNA, 1979 nt
Organism: Gymnodraco acuticeps
Lineage: Eukaryota; Metazoa; Chordata; Actinopteri; Perciformes; Bathydraconidae
Product: potassium voltage-gated channel subfamily F member 1-like
Exons: 1
Coding region: 202-1701 (499 amino acids)
Biological process (GO): protein homooligomerization; potassium ion transmembrane transport
Cellular component (GO): voltage-gated potassium channel complex; membrane
Molecular function (GO): voltage-gated potassium channel activity
Source: RefSeq, a predicted model, not a curated record
UGUUCUCUGUCAGACGCGGCUGUGUGGCGCUAAGAACACUUCACGCUGCAGUCACCUCUGAGCAAACAUAUCAUUUACUCGCAGAUUGGAGGGUUUUGGAUGUUUUUCGCACAGCACCAGGGUUUCUGGUGACUUGUGUUUCACUUUGACAGUGCAUCGCGAUCACCUGGGCUGUUAUUUGGUGGACUUGUUGUCAACAAAAUGUGGGGUAUCCAGAGGACGCGGUAUGCAGACUGCAACGGAUCUGAAGCCAGUGAAGAGAAUGAGAUUGUUGUCAACAUCGGCGGUGUGAAACAGGUGUUGUUUGGGGACGUGUUGAAUCGCUACCCGGACACGCGGCUGGCAGAACUGGUGGACUGUUCACUUAAGUCCCCUGAAGAAAUAUCCUCACUAUGUGACGACUACGACCCGGACACAAGGGAAUUUUAUUUUGACAGAGACCCCAAAGCUUUUAAGUGUAUAAUUGAACUGUAUUAUUAUGGAGAGAUUCACAUAAAACGAGGCAUUUGUCCAAUUUGUUUUAUGAAGGAGAUGGAGUUCUGGAAGAUCGACCCUGAUUUUCUGGACGACUGUUGUAAAUGCCACCUGAAUGAGGUAGAGGAUGAACUUGCAGAGAUCGCAGAGAAAGUGAGGACUAUCCUGGUGGACAGAGAGGGAGAUCCGUCUGCAGCUGGCUGGCAGCGCUUCCAGAUGUGCCUCUGGAGGCUGAUGGAGAAGCCGGAGUCCUCGCUGCCUGCACACAUAAUCACCAUAGUUUCUUUCAUCUUCGUCCUCGUCUCCUCCGUGGUGAUGUGUGUUGGGACCAUCCCCGACCUGCAGGUGGAGGACUCGGAGGGUAACCUCACGGAGAACCCAACUCUGGAGGUCAUCGAGACGUUGUGCAUCGGCUGGUUCACUAUCGAGUACAUCUUGCGCCUGAUCUCCGCACCAAACAAAAUGAAAUUUGUCCUGGCUUUCAUGAACAUCAUAGACUUCAUGGCAAUCAUGCCUUUCUUCGUGGUUCUCAUUCUGACCUCUUUCGGCACAGGAGUGAUGGAGCUGACCAACGUGCAGCAGGCGGUGCAGGCUUUACGCAUAAUGCGCAUUGCGCGCAUUUUCAAGCUGGCACGACAUUCCUCCGGACUCCAGACCCUCACAUCUGCUCUGAAGAGCAGCUUCAAAGAGCUCGGGCUUCUCCUCAUGUACAUGGGCGUGGGGGUCUUCCUUUUCUCCGCACUGGGCUACACAAUGGAGCAGAGCCACCCGGAGACCUUGUUCACCAGCAUCCCACAGUCCUUCUGGUGGGCUGUGAUCACUAUGACCACGGUGGGAUAUGGAGACGUCUACCCCAAGACUACUUUAGGUCGGUGCAAUGCUGCCCUCAGCUUUCUGUGCGGGGUGAUAGCCAUAGCGCUGCCUAUACACCCCAUCAUCAACAAUUUCGUUUUGUUCUACAACAAACAACAGGUGCUGGAGACCGCUGCCAAGCAUGAGAUUGAACUGAUGGCUCUGCGCUCGGGCGAGGGUGAGCUGGAGGCGGCUCCCGCUGCCCAUAAACAUGUCUGCGGAGCCGGAGUGUGGGACCACGCCAUGCGCUCCUGUCACAGCGACACAUACAUCCCCUUACUGAAGGAUCCCAGAGGAGGGGCGGGGUUCCAGACCCCCAGCAUGGACACAAGCUUUGAAAGCACAGCCGCGGCCUCUGAGUAUUUCAUCUCAUAAACACUAAAGACUCCAAGAAAACACUCAGCAAAACAACAACAAAACAUCGAAUGAAUCAUUAAUAUUUGACCUAUUCAAACUUAACCCGCACAUUUCAGGGUUAAUGGUACCACGAUGACUGGAUUGUAAAUAGCCUCGUUAAAUUAUAGGGCUGCAGUGUGCUCUCUAAAGCAGUGGUUCUCAACUGGUGGGUCGCGGACCCGUUUCGAUUGGGUCGCGGAUAUGUGAGUGAAGUUUUUUUUGUUGAAAAAAGACAAUUGAAACUUCUUUUUUUUAUU